Pocillopora meandrina is the source of this 4768-nucleotide messenger RNA. The record is from the annotation of a GenBank genome assembly. Lineage: Eukaryota; Metazoa; Cnidaria; Anthozoa; Scleractinia; Pocilloporidae.
AUGAGGUGCAAUGAUAUCGUUCUCUUUAUUGUCGUUUUACGCUCCACAGGUAGGAAUAUUUUGGUAUUUCCUAGCUUCUGACUUUGUAUUCCAUGUUAGCCCCUUGUAUGGCCUUCGCAACUGCGUAUCAAAGCUUACUAACCUUCGACACGGAGGGCAUCUCUUUAUACAUAUGUAUUAUACCCCAUUUUCGAAAAGAGAAAGAUUUUUCUCUUUUUUCUAAUUAGUGUUGUAACUCAAUGCCAAUAACCGUACUUCGGAGGAGCCAUUUUUAUCGUUUUUAAAACAAAGCUGCUUUCACACGAAAUUGAACUUCAUCAGUGCUGCAUAAUAGAUGAACAGCACAUUUAGAUGCCAGGUUAGAUUAAAAUGUGGAUAACAAAACACGAAGACCAACAAUUAAACGUACUAUAUGAACUGAAGCAAGUUGGCAUGAUCCUAGCAGUAUUUUUGAUAACCUGCUCAGUAGUCAAGCUCGUAAUUCUUGGCCAAAAUGUAAUUGGCCAAAACGAUUUCCAGCUGCCCUCCAAAAGACAUUUUGCUAUGCAGUUUAUCUAAUGUAAAGUACUAAGAAGAGGAAUUUGUUGCUUCGACUACUUAAAAUCUGCUAUCGUAGUGUCAUCAAUCGAUGCUCUUAGUAACUAAUUUGAUUCAUAAGAACAGCAUUACGUGCAUCCUUUUGAAGAAAUUUCCCAGGAUCUCUCCGAAAUCGAGAAGGGCACUCGUUUAAACUUUAUCUAAUUUCAGUUUUCAUGGUGAACGGAGCACUGGAAGUGAAUGAAACUCGCCUUCACAAGGAGUUAUUCAAAGGAUAUAACAAGCAUGCACACCCCAGACUACCAGGGACAGGUCCGGUAGUGGUCACUUUUGAUUUUCAACUUAUUCGGAUCCUUGAUGUGGUGAGUGUCUUUUUUUGUUUACAUUCCUGUGGGAGGGUGGCUGCGUCUGACGAUAACUUUUCGGAAUUUGUUCUAGGAGAUGACACCAUUCUGAUUAUCAACAGUAAACAGAAAACAUUUAUGAAAAACCCUGGGAUUUGUCGGGGUGAGGAGUGGGGCCGAGACUUGUGAUACACUAGUAUCUCAGCCAAGGUAUCAACCAUACUCCUGCUCCUUCGCCCAGAGGGCCAAAGAACCAUUACGGAGAUAGAACCGUGUUUAAUUCAAUAACACAAUUCGAUCUAAAAUACAAAGAAACUUGCUCAAAACAAACCGAAGAUUAACAGCAAUAACCUGGAAAUGAACUGAAAACGUACUUCUUGACUGCCUCCGUAUUUGACAUACAUUGUGGCAAAUAACUGGUUAGCAAUUACACUAACUGGUUAGCAAUUACACUGGUUACACUGGUUACCUAAGUUGAAUCUAACCUGUACAACUGAACAACUAAUUUACACGUCUUUCAUCAAACGUUUUACGCGGUAAACAUUGCGAUAAUUAUUGCAAUACAUUAAUUCAAAUGGAGUGCACGCGUACUACAUUAAACAUAAACAGCGCGCGCGUUAUACUUAACAAUUAAUUAUAAUAUAAUGAAGGUUCAGCGAAACACUCAUACGUCGCUUUAUUCCAGGAAAUCUAAAGAAACUGCUGCGAAUAAGGUAAUAAUUAAAGAAUUUAUAUUUUACAGAGUGCAAGAAGUCAGUAUAUCACCACGUAUGCUUGGGUGAAUCAGGUAUGGAGCACUAUCAACUUUUAGUAUACUAGUGGUUCUGAAGGAAAAGUGACAUAACUACUGCGUUUUGAUUACGCUAAGUUUUUUCCCAUUCGUUGUGCUCUUUGCUUUACUUGUUUCACACUUUUGUUACCUUCAAGAGUGUUUAAUCGAAUUUCCGGUCCUACUUGCAAUCAAAAGUAUCUCUAACAAAACUUGCGACCCCCAGGCCAUAUUGUUGUCUGAGAAAUACAUCUUCAUAGGCCAUCUUUUCCAAUUAAUAACGGUGAUAGGACCGAGCAGAGUCCAGUUCAGUCUGUAAUCACGAGUAUCAUUACAAACAGGAUUGGACGACACAAAGUCUUUUUAUCAAUUAAUCAUAACUGUUACAAUUUCCCAGAAAAAAAAAACAUUCAGGACAAACAUGUGCAGUAGAAACAAUUUCUAAGUAAAAAAUUCCUUAACUUUAGAAAUUCCACAAUAUUUUUGGGAUAGGUGAUUGUUGCUAAGGUUAUUGUGAUCAAUUCUGUGAUAAGUGGAUUUGACUGUGAAAGGAUUAAGUAUGAUUGGCUGCUUCAACUGUCCAACUACGGGUGUCCGAUUACAACUCUAACUGCUAAUGCAUCGAUCACAUUUAAUAAAAAUUGCAAUGGUUAUGAUGAAGCAGGGACCGCGCAGAGGGAGGGGCUAGGGGGCUUUCGCUCCUCCACUUUUUUGCAAAAAUAAAAAUAAAUUAAACAAAAAAUAAUUUAACGAAAAUAACGGAGCCGAAAAUAGCCUCCCCGCCACUCAAAAACUUGCUGCGCGGUCCCUGUUAAGAGGUAAAUCUUGACAAGAGAUGAUUUCUAUCUUUUGUGAUUCAUCAUAAAACCAAUACGAAUAAAGUUAAUUCAAGGAAAUUGAAGUUCUUAGGAGGGUUUCCGUCAGAAAAAAAAAGGUUUUAAGGAGUAGAUCAUGAUAACUUAAUGAUAGACACCAAAAUUCUUAAAUAGACUAUGGUGUGAAAAGAAAAGUGAUUCUGUCUGAGGUUUCAUUUUCCAAUGCCACGCACACAAUGCUCUCAGCAGUUGACAUUCCUUAAAGAUCCAACUGAUCUAAUGGACAAUGGUAAGCUCUGUGAAGCCGUACUUGAUGAUCCUAAGACCAUCAUCAAUUCUUGAAAUUUUUGUAGUAUUGGGAGAACCGUUUGCUAAAAUGGGAUCCAAAAGAAUAUGGAGGAGUGGAGGAAAUUCAUGUGUCUCCAAGCGACAUCUGGGUGCCUGACACACUAUUAUACAACAAGUAAGUCGUUUUACAUAGGCUCGAUUUCCAAAGUUUUCACUGAUCCGAUUUGCGUUCCUUCCGAGAAAGGACAACUCGGGGUCGGACUACUUCUUUCAGUGAAGGUUCGAUGCUUCCAAUCAUUUUCCAGGACGAUCGAUCACUUUUUCGACAUAAACCACCUUUAACUACCGAGAAUUUAAGGUUGCUCUGCACCUAGUGAAAGAAUAUUUUGAACUGAUCCACGCAAAGAGACGAUGCUAUGAAUAUCCUUACUGCCAUUCAAUGACAAACGAUAUUGAGUUUAAGAAACGACGACGGCGACGCCGUGGAAAACGUCGAUGAAAAAAAUGAACUUAUAUUUUACCUACGAAUCUCGCGAUACUAUAGAGUCAUUAAGUUGGUUUCUCUUUGUCAAAACUGUCUCGAAACUGAAUAUGGAACACAGUUUUAAAUUAGAAAUAGAAAUUUGAAAAAAUUAGACGUCGCCGUUCACGUUAUCCAGACAACGCAAACCUAACAUCAGUAUGCAUAUUCUCCAUACUGUUCUCUGAGGCCCUUCUCUGCGUAUUUCCUGAGGUUUUGACAAGGAGAGUUUGUUUAACAAUCAAGAGCUUCUUUAAUUUGUGAUCAUUUGCUUUGUUCUCAUGACCUCAAUGUUUGAUUCCGGGGUGAUAUUGUAAGGAAAAAUAACAAUCUUAGUCUCUCUCAAAGCUUAACUGUCCUAUUUAGUCUCCAUGUUUCCCUUUACUUGCGUUGCAGUAUAGACGAAGAGGAGCGAAUGGGAGGCGGUAGGACGACUUAUACCACUAACGUAGAACUGCGAUAUGAUGGCAAAAACACGUGGCUAAACCCCGCCAUGUUUAAAAGCAUCUGUAACGUGGAUGUCACAAACUUUCCUUUCGACGAUCAAGAAUGUCGAUUAAAAUUCGGUUCUUGGGCCUUCGACAGAGCAAAGAUAGAUUUGGCCGUAAAAAACGGCAGCACCCUGAACACAUACUACAUCAAAAAUGGUGAAUGGAAAAUGCUGAACCUGACCGCGAAGAGAAAUGCUCUCAAGUAUCAAUGCUGCCCGCACGAAUUUGUGGACAUAACAGUGAGUGUGAAAAUCCGACGAGAAUCAUUGGACUACAUUCUAAAGUUGAUUAUUCCAUGCUCGCUGAUUUCUUCCAUGAUAUUUUUGGGUUUUGUUCUUCCACCUGAGUCAGGCGAACGUAUUGGACUGAGUAUCACAGUUCUGCUCGCAAUGACUGUGUUUCAGCAACUCAGCUCCGAGCUCAUGCCUUCGUACGGCUUUCCACUCCUGGGACAGUUCUAUUUCGCAAUCAUGUUAGAAAUAGGUCUUUCCUUGGCUGUAACUACGCUUAUUUUAAAUUUUUACCAUCGCAACAGGCGUCGAAUGCCCAAGACUAUGAGGAAAGUGAUUCUUCAAUGUCUAGCGCGCGUGCUGUUUCCAUGUCAAAAACCAAAGAACUGGAACGAAAUCCAUCGAAAAAGCGUUCUUCGACGAAGACUUGAAAACAGCAAUGCUCUGGAUGCUGAGAGGGGGGUAUCCUGCAGUGACUCAGAGUUUUGCGAAGAAGAUGUAUACGAACAAGAAAAGAGCACGAGACGCGAUCAGAAUUUGACCACGUGGGUCGUGCAAGAGUCUGGCACCAUUUGCACGCUUUCUCCGAACUGUACCGCAAACGGGGAUCACUCGUUCUUGAAUCUCGCAGCGUCGCCACAAAACACUCGCACCAAAACUGUCGGGUUCUCAAAGGACUGCUUCAAAAAGCUUAAAAGGAACAACAGUUUUCGUUCUCGGGAUACAAAUUCCGGCCGGGCGGGAAAGAAGCGGUCUUCAUCCAGCGACACGUAG